Molecule: messenger RNA, 3873 nt
Organism: Exophiala aquamarina CBS 119918
Lineage: Eukaryota; Fungi; Ascomycota; Eurotiomycetes; Chaetothyriales; Herpotrichiellaceae
Product: ATPase
Exons: 7
Coding region: 1-3873 (1290 amino acids)
Biological process (GO): intracellular calcium ion homeostasis
Cellular component (GO): membrane
Molecular function (GO): ATP binding; ATP hydrolysis activity; P-type ion transporter activity
Source: RefSeq, a predicted model, not a curated record
AUGGCGACGGAUGAGCCUUUCUCUGGACCUAUCUCGGAGAGCGUGCCUAGCAGUGUCACGGGCUUCGCAUAUCAGCGACCCAGGCAAAGAAAGGGCUCAAUAUCUAGCUUCACCUAUUUUCAAGAUGAGCACGAGACCCCCGACUACUCUGACGAAGAGGCCGUUUUGGAUCUCAGCGACGAAGAAGAUGGCCAUAUAGACAGCACAGACCGUGACCUGGAGGCCGGAGAAACAGACUCGCUGCGUCGGAAGUCAUCUGGAAGACUACGAUCCUCCUCCGACCAGCCUCUCCUCCGACGCCACGAGUCUGCUCGCAGCGAUACCCAAGAACAUGAUGAUGGAGGCAAUUUCAGCCAAAAGCUUUACAUUGAGACGGAAGACCUGACCAUGGUUAUUGCUGGCUUCUCCACCGCCACCCUUGGCUUCUUGCUGUACAUUGCAAUCUGUGUCUUGACUGCCGGAAUUGGCUAUCUUGUCUUUCGUUGGGUCCCUCGUUGGCGGAUCUCCAUUGUUGGCUCCCCCACGCCCCUCAAGAAAUGCUCUUGGGUUGUUGUAGAGAACCAAUGGGGCGAAUUUUCCAUCCACUAUAUCUCCGUCCAAGAAUACGGCCACCCCCUGUCCACCGUGUUUACUCCAUCCCAGAAAGAGAAGACCAAUAGCUAUCGCUACGACGAUGACCAAGAGUUACCCUUUCUACGCUCCCUCAACUACAGAUAUAUGCGGCUCCUUUUCCAUCCCGUCCAGGACAAAUUCGUACUCAACAGCGACUGGUGGGACCCGCAAUGGACCGAUAUAAAAGCCCUGCGAGAAGGCUUGGACUCCGAAGAGAGAGAUCCAAGAGAUCAAGUUUUUGGCAAGAACAUGAUCGAGAUAGAGCAGAAGCCAAUCCUUCAGCUACUCCUCGACGAGGCCUUUCAUCCCUUUUACGUCUUUCAAAUCGCAAGUCUUAUCUUAUGGUCGGCCGACGAAUACUACUACUACGCAGCCGCCAUCUUCCUUAUCUCCCUUUUCUCAAUAACUACCACCGUUGUUGAAACGCGAUCAACUAUGGAACGCCUGAGACAAAUCUCACGUUUCGAGUGUGAUGUUCGCGUUCUCCGAAACGGGUUUUGGCGUGCUGCCAUGUCCGGCGAUCUUGUACCGGGCGAUGUGUAUGAAGUUUCGGAUCCUUCAUUGUCCCAACUGCCUUGUGACAGUCUACUUCUUGCAGGAGACUGCAUCAUCAAUGAGAGCAUGCUGACUGGUGAAUCUAUCCCGGUUUCUAAGAUUCCCAUCACCGAUGAGGCCCUACGUUAUGUCGACCUCGGAGCGACCUCCAUUCAUCCAAGCGUGGCCCGCCAUUUCCUCUUCUGUGGCACAAAGAUCAUCCGUGCAAGAAGGCCACAAGACACUGAUGAUGACGAGGCUGUCGCCCUUGCGAUCGUUGUUCGAACUGGCUUCAACACUACCAAGGGCGCCCUUGUUCGGUCGAUGCUUUUCCCCAAACCAUCUGGUUUCAAGUUCUACCGAGACUCAUUCCGUUACAUAUCAGUCAUGGGAGGUGUUGCGGCAGUCGGCUUCAUCGCAUCCUUCAUCAACUUUGUCAAACUUGGCUUGGCAUGGCAUUUAAUUGUUGUACGAGCCCUUGACCUAAUCACAAUUGUCGUUCCUCCUGCGUUGCCAGCCACGCUCACCAUCGGAACUAAUUUCGCACUCUCUCGACUCAAGAAGCAGCAGAUCUUCUGCAUCAGCCCGCAGAGAGUGAAUGUGGCUGGAAAACUCGAUAUAGUAUGCUUUGACAAGACCGGAACUCUGACCGAGGAUGGUCUCGAUGUACUGGGCGUUCGACUUGUUCAGCAUCCCGAAAUCCGUUUCGGUGAUAUCCUCCAAGAGGCACAUGAAGUUCUUCCACCAGCAUCGUACGAUCGUGAUCCUACGGUGGAUUACCGUGUUAACAAGAAUAUGCUAUAUACGAUGGCGACUUGCCAUUCACUGCGGCUUGUGGAUGAUGAGCUAAUUGGCGACCCUCUAGACCUGAAGAUGUUUCAGUUCACCGAAUGGUCGUUUGAAGAAGGUUCCCGCAAUACGAGUCACUUCAUUGAACCCGGCACAUCUCAUCCCGCGCCGAGUGUUGCUCGGCCUCCUCACGGAUUGGAAUAUGACCUUGAUGACUCCCAGGGUACUGGCACCCCCAUUCGCGUGGAGCUCGGUGUUCUCCGCUCUUUCGAUUUUGUUUCACACCUCCGGAGAGCCAGUGUUAUUAUCCGACAAUAUGGAGAUCCUGGCGCCAACGUGUAUGUGAAGGGCGCCCCAGAGGUGAUGAAGGACAUUUGUACGCCUUCAAGUAUACCUGAUGAUUUCGAUGACUUACUCAGCUACUACACUCACAAGGGAUUUCGUGUCAUUGCCUGUGCUUCCAAGUAUAUUGCUCGGAUCAGUUCCGAUGAAAUCCAAGAACUAGACCGGACGACUGCUGAGUCAAGACUUCAGCUUAUCGGCUUCAUCGUCUUUGAAAAUAAGCUCAAAGAUAUCACCACUGAGAUCAUUGAGGAGUUGAACGAAGCUCGGAUUCGGAAUGUCAUGUGCACAGGCGACAACAUUCUGACUGCCAUCAGUGUUGCAAGAGAGUGUACUUUAAUCGAUCGAAAUGCACACUGCUUUGUGCCACAUUUCGUUGAAGGAGACAAGAUGGACCCCAAAGCUUGUUUGACUUGGGAAAGUGUGGACAACCCUAUUUACCAGCUUGACGAAAAUACUCUCCUUCCAGCACCAUUAGCAGCAGAGGACGACAAUGCGGCACCUUAUGAUGUGUUAGCAAUUGGAGAGUACACAUUGGCCGUUACUGGUGACGCAUUCCGAUGGAUUGUGGAUUUUGGUUCUAAAGAAGUCCUCGAGCGCAUGCUUGUCAAAGGUGCCGUUUUCGCUCGAAUGUCACCUGAUGAAAAGCAUGAACUAGUCGAGAAGCUGCAAAGUAUCGACUAUUGUUGUGGUUUCUGUGGCGAUGGUGCCAAUGACUGUGGUGCAUUGAAAGCCGCCGACGUUGGUGUAUCACUCUCAGAAGCCGAGGCUUCAGUCGCCGCCCCUUUCACAAGUCAUGUCUUCGACAUCUCCUGCGUCCCAACACUGGUCAAGGAAGGCCGUGCAGCUCUUGUCACCAGCUUCUGCUGUUUCAAAUACAUGAGCUUGUACUCGGCCAUCCAAUUCACAUCUGUCAGCUUUCUAUAUGCCUCAGCAUCCAACCUCGGCGAUUUCCAAUUCUUGUUCAUAGAUUUGGCCUUGAUAUUGCCAAUAGCGAUAUUCAUGGGUUGGACCGGAGCGUACCCCAAGUUGAGCACGAAACGGCCAACCGCCAGUCUCGUCUCCAGGAAAGUGCUCACACCACUACUAGGUCAGAUCUUGCUUUGCAUACUCGUGCAGCUGGUUGCAUUCGAGACCGUCCAAGCUCAACCUUGGUACCAACCCCCUCAGUUGGACAAGCAGAAGUCCAACGUUGACAACUCACAAAACACUGCACUUUUCUUAGUGUCGUGCUUCCAAUACACACUGUCUGGUGUAGUGCUCAGCAUUGGACCGCCAUUCCGCAAAUCCAUGACCGCCAAUGUACCGUUUGUUGUCACACUUGUUGUCGCAAUGCUGAUGUCGCUGUACAUGCUUCUCGACCCAGCCAAAUGGCUGUCGGAUUUUAUGGAUCUCACCGAGAUGUCGCUCGACUACGAGUUAUUUUUGCUCGCCUUGGCCGCGGCAGGCUUUGCGGGUGCUUAUCUCGCGGAACGCUAUUUUCUCCCUCUGAUGGCCAGAUACGUUGGCAGGCUGAAAUCCUAUCUUUGGCCGUCGCAUCGGAAGAAGCGGAAGCAGUAUAAACUCAUUGCGGAGGAUAUCCUGCACAGUAAGUAA